This is a messenger RNA of Hermetia illucens (black soldier fly), 1100 nucleotides long. RefSeq lists its product as uncharacterized. Bases 454 to 777 code for a protein of 107 amino acids. The transcript is spliced from 3 exons. NCBI's taxonomy places the organism in Eukaryota, Metazoa, Arthropoda, Insecta, Diptera, Stratiomyidae. The record is from RefSeq and is a predicted model, not a curated record.
AAAUUACUAUAAAAGAAACAACAAAUAUUGUUUUCCUUUCAUUAGUAUAUUUGUUUGGAAUUACUUGUAAAUUCCGACAUUUCGAGAACCAUUUAUCUCUUAUCCUUCUAUCUGGAAAAUUCUAGAUUCGAAAAAAACCAUUCAUUCACUAAAUUCACAUAUUUCAUUCACUGACUUAUCAUGAAACUGUUUAGGGUCAAAAUAACAUUCCCACGUCUUUUUUUGAAAUCUUAGACUCCUUGUUGCCUCUCCACUACAAACGAAACAUACUCAAGAAUUUCAAAGACAGCGUUUGUAUUAGUCGAUUGCAUUCACUGCAAUUGAAAACUAGUUUUCAAUAAUGCUGACUGUGGUAGGGGUGGUUUUUGUCUAUUUGUGACCUUUCCAUAAGUCGUUUUUGUGAGGGUAAACAUAAAUUGUGAGUGACUGCAAGUGAAUAGCUCGUUGAAAAAAAUGACAGGUCCAGUAGUUAUUCCCCUGGAAGCUGAAGAAAAUAAUAAUGAAAAGGUCAUAAACCAAGAUAAAAAAAAUAUAGUUGAAAUUAAGAAACCCAAGCCAUACACUCUACGUCGUAAAGUGAAAUCUAGAUCUCGUCCUCCAGCAUGUUUCGACUUUUGCGGAUGCUACUGCUUCUUGAUCCUUUGCAUUAUCAUAUUUAUUUUGGUGGGUGUACUGUUCUAUGACUAUGUAUACUCUCACACGCGACACGAAGUAAGCACAACGGAGAUCAUUGCCUGUUGCAAAUCCCUCCUCAAACUAAGAAAUUGUGGCGAUUAGGAAAGUUAUUCGAAAUGUCAGAGUUUCUUUCCCUCCGGUUUUUUAUAUCGAAAAAAGAUCCAUAUCUCAAUUUUCAAAAGAUCGAUUCAUAUGAUAUAUUAAUUAUUCAAAAAAAACUUUCCCGCUGUUGAGAUGUUUAUAAAUUGUAGCGAAUACUUCAAAGGAAUGAAAAAUAAAUGUAUUAAAAGUCUCCAGUUGUACUUUACUGUACAACACAUAUGUAUACGUCAGUUUUUGAAGUACGCACAGCAAGGAAACAAGUUUUUCUCAUAUAGGUUCAAACUGGUUUCAUAUAAAUUGAUAUAUACACCACUGUAUAUGCA